GGGGGGGGGCAGCAUCGCCACCACCGGAACCAGUACGGGAACGAAGAUGGCACCAUGAAAGACGCAUGUAGACGUCCGGGCCCCCACCGAGACGAUCCCAUCCGAUCCGCUUUUGCAGCACCUGUGGCGGAUGACAUUUCCCGAUGGGCUGCGGGGGGAGCAGGGCGGACGCGAUCAUCGAGCCGAGGUACCAUGAGAGCUGGACCAGAGAGACCGAGUCGACGUGGCUGACCAACACGGACGUGGAGACUCCUCUUCCGGUGUCCGCCAGCAAGACUUUUGAGGCCAAGAGGAUGGUGACCACAGGAACCCAAUGUGGGAAGCAGAACCUGAGCGGAACCAGCAGCUGCAACCAUCAGAGGAGGCAGAGACGAUCUUUUAGUGAUCAAGCCACGCGAGACUCCAAGAGGAAGGCGUCCAAGGAGGCGGGGUCGCUGAGCAAGGAGGUGCAGUCCAUCAGCAUCAGCAGCCACCCGGACCCCGAAGCUUCCACCGACGGCAGGUGAAGACCAGAUCGGCUCCAUGAUGGGAGGAGGAGGAGGAGAAGGAGGAGAAGGAGGUCAGCGAGCAGCGAUGAUGUUUACAAGACACAUUUUUGCGCAUGCCAAAGCAAAGCGUGUGUCGGGGAGGAGGAGGAGCCUGCGCCAUGUUUGUUGCCAUGGUGACGGAGUGUAUCACCACUACGCACACACACACACACACACGUGCACACUCCUGGUAUUCAGCUUCUCUGUGCAGCCUUCUUGUAUGUCUGAGUAGUUGCUACAUAGAUGCUUUCUAUCGGAGGACAACCACAAGUGCUGUUUGUCGGAAGCCGUUGGAGAAACGAAACACCCGCAUGUGCCUCAAAAAAAAAAACAUCAAGACUUUGUUUUUCCCCUUCGCGUCACGUCGCUUUGUUCUUCUUCUCGCAUCUCAUUCCGAUGUGCAUGUCCGGCAGCAGCGCGGAGUUCCGGAGGGGGGGAAAAAAAAAGAGCAGACUUUUCCCACCACAAUCCCAAUCAAGCAUGCUGCCAAGGUGCCAUCUGCUGUGUGGCCAGCAGAGGGGGGUGUUGCUCCCGCCAUGCCUUUGUAACGCCUCAGUCCUCAUCGGCGCCGAUGAACGCUUGAACAGAAAUAAACCACAAGUAAAUGUCAGCUAAAUGUUCUUCCUUUUAUCUUCCAAUGGAUUUAUUGCGUCUUGUAUAGACGAUCUUUGACUUGUAUUCUUACAAACAGCAGAACCAAAACAGAACUGCUUUACUGCUGUUGAAUUGUUGAAUUGUUGAAAAGUAAAAAGAGUGUCGGAAUAGUUUUAAGGAUGAGCUGAAGCAGAACUGAAAUGCGGUAGAAAUGGUUGAAUUUUGAAACGUAAUUGAAUUGUAAUAGUGUUUAUAUAUGUAUUUAUGUAUAUAUAUUGUCAAUUUCCAUGAGGGAAUCCCAAAGGGAUUAAUGAAGUAUUCUGUUUGUCUGAAAACAGCAAAAUAUGCUAGUAUGCUAACGUUAGCCGCUAACAUGCUAACAUUAGCAUGCUAACACCUAGCAUGAAGUGUUAAUACAUAUAUAUGUUUACCCGUAGUAAUAGUAAAAAACAUUGUUAACAUUACCAUGCUAACAUGCUAACAUAAACAUGCUAACACCUAGAAAGAUUGUCCUAAGCGCUUAGAUAUGUUUACCCAUGAAAACACAAAAAUGCUAGUAUGCUAAAAUUAGCAUAUGCUAAAGUUAACAUGAUAACACCUAGCAUGAUAGUGCUAAGCAUUGCAAAACAUGCUAGUAUGCUAACAUCAGCUGCUAACAUGUUAACAUUAGCAUGCUAACAUCUAGCAUGACACUGCUAAGUGUUAAUACAUAUAUAUGUUUACCCGUGUAAAUAGCAAAAAAUAUUAUUGUUAACAUUACCAUGCUAACAUGCUAACAUGAACAUGCUAACACCUAGAAAGAUUGUCCUAAGCGUUUAGAUAUGUUUACCCAUGAAAACACGAAAAUGCUAGUAUGCUAAAAUUAGCAUACUAACAUGCUCAAGUUAACAUGAUACACCUAGCAUGAUAGUGCAAAGCAUUGCAAAACAUGCUAGUAUGCUAACGUUAUCAUGCUAACACCUAGCAUGAUACUGCUAAGUGUUAAUACAUAUAUAUGUACCUGUAGAAAUGGAAAAAAAUAUUAUGUUUACAUUACCCUGCUAACGUGCUAAAAUGAACAUGCUAACACCUAGAAAGAUUGUCCUGUUUAGAUGUUUACCCAUGAAAACACAGAAAUGCUAGUAUGCUAAAAUUAGCAUAUGCUAAAGUUAACAUGAUAACACCUAGCAUGAUAGUGCUAAGCAUUGCAAAACAUGCUAGUAUGCUAACGUCAGCUGCUAACAUGUUAACAUUAGCAUGCUAACACCUAGCAUGACACUGCUAAGUGUUAAUACGUAUAUAUGUUUACACGGAGAAAUAGUAAAAAAUAUUAUGUUAACAUUAACAUGCUAACAUAAACAUGCUAACACCUAGAAAGAUUGUCCUAAGUGCUUAGAUAUGUUUACCCAUGAAAACACAAAAAUGCUAGUAUGCUGAAAUUAGCAUAUGCUAAAGUUAACAUGAUAACACCUAGCAUGAUAGUGCGAAGCAUUGCAAAACAUGCUAGUAUGCUAACGUUAGCUGCUAACAUUAGCAUGCUAACACCUAGCAUGACACUGCUAAGUGUUAAUACAGAUGUAUGUUUACCCAUAGAGAUAGUAAAUAUAUAAUAUAUAUAAUAUAUGACUGGCUUUCCAACAUUUGACAAAGCACUUCUUCCAGAGGAAUGGUGUCACUCUUUUGGACCAUCCUGCGUCUUCCCCUCAUCUAAAUCCAAUGGAGAACAUUUGGGGAUGGAGUUCCAGACAGUGAAGCCAUCUUCAGCACCUGCAGCAACAUUCCCACUGGCCUCCUGGGAACACUGGCAUCAAGCAUGCCCUUUUUAUACUUUUUAUUUCUGUUUUAGCCUUUUUUUGACCUGUGGUCUUCAACUUUGAUCAUCUGAUGAACAGCCUAUUUCACUCCAAUGUUUCUUUUUGUCUCAUUUUGAAACUUGACUUAGAACCUCCUUAAGAUGGAGCAGUGCAAAAUAUCCACGUAGGAUCAGGAGUGGAUGUGUACAUAAUAUGUUUAUGAAGCUUCAAAGUGAGAAGUGUUUCCGGUCAGCAAGGAACCCUGUCAGACAA
This is a messenger RNA of Doryrhamphus excisus (bluestripe pipefish), 3166 nucleotides long. RefSeq lists its product as uncharacterized. Lineage: Eukaryota; Metazoa; Chordata; Actinopteri; Syngnathiformes; Syngnathidae. The record is from RefSeq and is a predicted model, not a curated record. Gene Ontology annotation, cellular component: cytoplasm.